AUCUGCCACUGCAUCAACACAGGUUAACACACCUGAAAUCACAGUGGGAUAAUGGGUAUGCGUAUAGAUAUAAAGGUAAUGCGAAUAUGAAUACUAUAAUACGUUUCGAGUCGCUUCCGCUCUUACAACGCCUCCUGAUUCAUUGCUUGCUCCCAUCACGACAUCAAUCAACACUAACACCUUGCCACAUCUUUCACCUCAUCCAGCGUAAGCUCCUCUCACGUUCCGAACGUGUCAAGAGCGUCGACUUCCAUCCCACCGAAACUUGGGUUCUUGCUAGUUUAUACAACGGCAAAGUCUUAAUAUGGAACUAUGAGACCCAGGCUCUCGUCAAAACGUUUGAAGUCGCAGAUGUUCCAGUUCGUGCUGCAAAGUUCAUUGCCCGAAAGAACUGGAUCGUCACCGGCUCCGAUGAUUCACAGAUCAGAGUAUUCAACUAUAACACUCACGAAAAGGUUGCCAGCUUUGAAGGCCAUCCUGAUUACAUUAGAUGUCUUGCCGUCCACCCUACGCAACCAUUUGUUUUGUCCGGUUCAGACGACAUGACGAUUCGUCUAUGGGAUUGGGAGAAGGGAUGGAAAAUGACUCAGGUCUUUGAAGGCCAUACCCAUUUUGUCAUGAACAUGACCUUCAACCCUAAGGACUCCAAUACAUUUGCAUCGGCUGGUCUUGAUCGUACCAUUAAAGUAUGGUCAUUGGGCUCACCUGUUCCUAAUUUCACUUUGGAAGGUCACGAAAAGGGUGUCAACUAUGUCGACUAUUAUCAUGGUGGAGAUAAGCCAUACAUCGUAUCAUGCGCUGAUGACAACACCGUUAAGAUUUGGGACUACCAAAACAAGAACUGCGUACAGACUUUGGAUGGCCACUCCAAUAAUGUCAGCUUCGCUUCUUUCCACCCUGAGCUACCUAUCAUCAUUUCUGGCUCUGAGGAUGGCACCAUCAAGAUUUGGCACUCUGAUACAUACCGUUUGGAAAACACUCUCAACUAUGGUCUAGAGAGAGCCUGGACUAUUGCUUACCGAAGAGGUAGCAAUAACGUUGCUUUUGGUUUUGAUGAAGGAACUGUUGUGAUCAAGUUAGGUCGUGAAGAACCUGCUGUCUCAAUGGACAACUCUGGCAAAAUCAUCUGGGCUAAGCAUUCUGAAAUUCAGUUCGCCAAUAUUAAGACUGGUGUUGAUGAUAAUGUCAAGGAUGGAGAACGUCUAGCUGUGCCCAUCAAGGAUUUAGGAAGCUGUGAGAUUUACCCUCAGACGUUGCAGCAUUCACCUAACGGACGUUUCGCUGUUGUUUGUGGUGAUGGUGAAUACAUUAUCUAUACUGCCUUGUCAUGGCGUAACAAGACUUUCGGCAAUGGUCUAGAUUUUGUUUGGGCUUCAGACUCCAAUAUAUACGCUGUUCGAGAAAGCACAUCACGCGUCAAGAUUUUCAAAAAUUUCAAAGAGAGAUCUGGUCUUCUACCAAAGUUGAACUACUCUGCAGAAGGCAUUCAUGGAGGUACCUUGCUCUGUGUCAGAGCUGGUGGAUUCUUGACUUUCUACGAUUGGGAGACCGGCAUGCCUGUGCGCCGCAUUGAAGCCGAAGCAAAGAAUGUCUACUGGUCAGAAACUGGAGAACUGUUGACCAUUGUUUGUGAAGAGUCUUUCUAUAUUCUCAAGUUUGACCGACAAUCAUACCUGCAAGCUGUCGAAAGCGGCCAGCCAAUAGGCGAAGAAGGUGUUGACGAAGCCAUUGAGUUGGUGACAGAAAUUACUUCUAGUGUUAAAACUGCUAUUUGGGUUGGCGACUGCUUCAUCUAUACCGACGGCAGCAACCGACUAAACUAUCUUGUUGGCGAAGAAACAUACACCAUCAGCCAUUUUGAUACAAACAUGUAUCUCCUAUCCUACUCACCAAGGGAGAGCAAGAUAUACCUUUGCGACAGAGAUGUUAACCUUUACGCUUGGUCACUGUCAUUGACAGUCAUCGAAUAUCAAACCGCCAUUCUCCGCGGCGAUCUUGAUACCGCUGAAGAAGUUUUGCCAACUAUUCCUUUAGAUCAACGCAAUCGCAUAGCACGCUUCUUAGAGUCUCAAGAUCUCAAGGAGCUGGCCAUGAAUGUUACUGAAGAUGUUGAACACAGAUUCGAUCUUGCUAUUCAAUUGGACAAGCUUGAUAUCGCCGUCGACAUUGCUCGUAAGGUGGACACAGAAGUCAAGUGGAAGACUGUAGGAGACUUUGCUAUGGUCGCUUGGAAACUCAGUUUGGCAGAAGAAUGCCUUGAGCGUGCAAAUGACUUGAGCGGGCUUUUGCUACUACACACAUCCGGUGGCAAUACCGCUGGUGUCCGAAAAGUUGCAGAUCUUGCUCUCGCCAAGGGAAAGAACAACAUCGCUUUCUCUGCUUUGUUGCAGCUUGGAGCAACUCAGGAGGCAAUUGACUUGCUUAUCAAUACUGAUCGUAUUCCAGAGGCCGCCAUGUUUGCAAGAACCUACAUGCCAAGCGAAACUAGCCGGGUUGUUAAGCUUUGGAAGCAAGAAUUAGACAAGAACAAUCGGCCCAAGGUUGCUGAAAGUUUAGCUGAUCCUGAGAACUACCCCAAUCUUUUCCCUGAACUUCAUGUUGUCAACGGCCAACCUCCCGUUGAAGAAGCACCAGAAGUAGAUGAUUUCGAAGACACUGUAGAACAAGUGAAUGAAGAAGAACUUGCACAGGAAGACGACGUUGCAUUAGAAGAUGAAGAAAGCCCAGUUGAAUGAAAGCGGCGGUAUCUUUUUUAAUUACUUUUGUUCACAGAUUAUACAAUAAAAACAAAUAAAAUUUUUCAAAAAUUGC
This is a messenger RNA of Umbelopsis ramanniana AG, 2811 nucleotides long. RefSeq lists its product as uncharacterized. The record is from RefSeq and is a predicted model, not a curated record. Gene Ontology annotation, cellular component: COPI vesicle coat. The transcript is spliced from 10 exons. Bases 87 to 2735 code for a protein of 882 amino acids. Gene Ontology annotation, biological process: endoplasmic reticulum to Golgi vesicle-mediated transport; retrograde vesicle-mediated transport, Golgi to endoplasmic reticulum; intracellular protein transport. Gene Ontology annotation, molecular function: protein binding; structural molecule activity. NCBI's taxonomy places the organism in Eukaryota, Fungi, Mucoromycota, Umbelopsidomycetes, Umbelopsidales, Umbelopsidaceae.